CUUCGGAGUCUCGGGUGACAUCUCAGUACAUAAAACCAGCUGUAGAGAACCUUCAGCAUCACUAAAUCUAUCUGGUCUGUGUGACUCCCUCAGUUACACUGUAGCUGUUUAAAAAGCAUCUUUAUUGUUCCUGUAUCUUGUUUUUCAGAAAACAGAAAAGUGCGUGCCGGAUUGAAACAAAUGGAUGCUAUUUUGAACUCCAGACCAGAGGACAUGGAAGAUUACUACAGUUUACUAGGAUGUGACGAAUUGUCUACAGUUGAACAAAUUGUUUCUGAAUUUAAGGUGAGAGCACUCGAGUGUCAUCCUGACAAGCAUCCUGGGAAUCCACAAGCUGUGGAGAAUUUUCAAAAGCUGCAGCACGCUAAAGAGAUUCUUACCAAUGAAGAAAGCCGAGAUCGUUACGAUUACUGGCGGAGAAGCAAAAUUGCGAUCCCGUUUCAGCAGUGGGAAGCUCUGAAUGACUCUGUCAAAACAUCAAUGCACUGGGCUGUCAGAGGUAAAAAAGAGCCAAUGCUGGAAGCACCGGACUUAAAUCUGAAUGACAGUCAUUCUCAGAAGGCUGAAAACAAGAAUGCUGAAGUGCUGGAUGAGAGAAAGGGUCUAGGAGCCUCUGGUCCCAUGGAUGGGAAGCUGCUCUCACCUAAGAGCCCUGAUUCCCCUGGGUUUUCAGAUCUAAACUGUUGGCACUUGCGUUUCCGCUGGUCUGGUGACACCCCAUCUGAACUCCUGCGGAAAUUUAGAAACUAUGAAAUAUAAAGCAAGACCAAAUAUGUGCUGAACCUUGUGUUCACCGUUUCAGUAUUUUUGUACGUUUGUAAAGAAUUGCAUCUUGUGUCUAUAGAUAUUCGUAUUUAUAAUUAUGUAGAUCUUGUAGCAUGCAUGCCAGUUUCUGUUAUAAAAUACUAUGUUUUUUAAACGAUAGACAGGUACUUUAUUCAUUAUUAGCAUAAAUGAUAUGUAAGUGUAGUUAGUUCCUUUUCCCAAACUUUUUUGUUUAAGUGUAUGUGACCUUUGUUCUUUGUUGAACAGUUUGUUGCGCACGCUCUUGUGCUCCUGGUCAAGUUCACUUUGACCCAUCCUGUUUUUCUACCGUCAUUUCCUGCUAUGUUCCUUCUCAUGAUCUCCUACCAACCUCAGCUGUUCAAAAGUCCUUUUGUGCUCUGAAAUAACUCAUCCAAUUUUCCCUUGCCAGCCCCCAAGCUCCUGGAUCUCUCACCUGCUUAGUUUUGUUGUUAAGGUAGCCACCUAUGAAUCCCCCAAAAGAGGAAAUUUAUCAGCAAUGAAGUGGACAAAAGAAAGUGACAAAUUGCAGAGAAUUUGCAUAUGCUAAUAUAGAUGUUGAUUUAGAAAUAAAUUGGGAGAUAUAAAAUAACAAAACAAGAUACAAAAUAACAAUGUAAUUAAUUUGCCCCCUUGAUUGCUUUUUACAAAAAUACAAUAAUUUAUGGAACUGUAAACCCAAAGCUCCUGUGUAAUGCAUCUUUUGGCCUUCACUUUGGCCACAAUUCAGAUUAGAAGCAACCUGUGGCUGUCACUCUUUUUUUUCUGUUUGUGAAAUUCCUGAAGCAUCAUGCACAUUGAUGGUAGUAUUGGAAUAAUUAAAUAAUAAUGCUACCACAGAAGUAUAACCUACUGUUAAGAAUUACAGAAUGCACCAAAUUACUAAGCUUCCAGGUCAACUAUGGGCUUUAUAUGCAGCUAUGUGUAUUUCUCAAUGAGAUGUUUUGUUCUGGUUCCUCCAUAGAUUUCCAUGUUGUGAGGCUGUCUAUUUGGUCAUUGACUGAAUAGGAUGCUUGUGUUACCAGCAGCAGGUGCUUUAGGGUUGACCUCUGCUAAUAAUGUGAUUGUCAUGACCAGUGCUUCUUUAUCUAAUUUGCUUUUGAUCUGGCCCCCUACCUUCUUCAGUGUGAAUUUGUGUAUAUGUAUGGUCUUUACAUAGCUGAAACUCUUGAUAACACUAUAUGAAACAGAUGAAGUGGACCUCAGUUCAUAAAAACUGAUGCCAGAACAAAAUAGGACAGAAUUCAACUGUUACUGUCUGCAUGCAGCCAGCCCUGUUGAUUCUGUUCCUCAAACAAUAUGCACCAUUCACAGAACGGAGCUUUAAUAGUUCUGGGGCAACAUGAAUGGCUCAUUUCUAGGAUGGGGCAGGCUGGCGAAGUUCACAGAAGGAACAGAAACAGCGAUGGGCCCUGAACUUGGAUGGGCAGCAUGGGAUACUGGCCAUAGUUUUUAGACCUUAAAUUUGAAGGUGCCGUGAGAUGUUGUUAUUGCUGGAGUACCCUUAACAUAGCAGUCCCUCUGGAAAUGGUUGCCUAUCAUGCAUUACCAAAAGCAGAAUGUGUUAGUGGAAUUAUUUAAGCAGUGUGUAGCCAGAUCAUCACUUUGUAUUUGUUAUCAGAGGAUAAGAGCUGCAUUUUCCUGUUCAUUACUAGAGGAUAAUCUAAUUUCCUGCAGUGCUUGAUGGCAGAAGAGAUGAGGAGUCUAGAAUGGCAACGGAGGAUUCUGAUUGAAAGGAAGAAAGGUAAUGUCGGGAAGGAAAUUGACGCGCGUUCCAAGGUUAGGCAGACGUGGUCUCGUCAAGAGACAAAGGGUCCUGGGAACCAGAAUUCUCAGAUAUUGAAAUGGAAGACGUGGAGGGGCUUCUCUUAAGGGCACCCUCCAAAGAUGUUUAGGUGGAUGUUGAGAAUAGUAAAAACUGCAGGGAAGGAGUGUGGGAGAACAGCAGCCAGCUGAGCCUGGUACAACUCUUGACCUCAUGACGUGACAUCAGGAGAGAUGGGCCGAUCAACUAGAGGGGCGAUGGACAGAGAAGAGGCUUGGGAAUGCACUGCAGAAGAAAGAACUUUUGCCAGAGAAUUUCCUGUGUUUUAGAAGUGUGACAGGCCAGGCGGGGGUGGGGGGGGGGACCUGGCUUGUGACAAGUCAAAUGCCCCCUGAAGAGCCUUGAUUAGUGUGAUCCAGGCACCACUUAGUCUUUAUCACAUCCUAGCAGUACUGUAUUGAUACUGUUUGUAGUGGCUGCUGUAGAAGGCUGAGAAACGAGCAAGGUUUGAAAGGAUGUGAAUGCCAUGUGACUAUAUAAAGAUUAAGUUGAGAUGGAGAGGGAAAGUCAUGGCUUGGAAGUUGGUUCACUGAGCCUCACCCCUAACGCAAGGGUGGAAUUCCAGUUCCGCAUGCAGAAUGAUGCCCAUGAAAUGAAGCUGUGGAUGAUUUGCUUAGUUAUUUUGCUUAAUUCCUCUACACAGAUCUAGAUAAUCAAAUAGAACUGCUGUGGAGAUGAAAGUUGGGAAAGAGAUGGGAUCUGAAUUGUGUUUUGUUAAUUUCCAUCAGAGAUCACUUUCACAUGUUAAGCCUUUAGCUUAAAUAAGUUCUCUAAUUCAAAAUAAAGAUUGGGGCUCAGUACCAGUCUUUUUGGUGUACAGAAAGCAAACCUGUGGGUGACAAAACAUAGUAGCAGUCUAUUGUCAGUCAUUUAAAAUUUAAUUUAGUUGGAAAUGGUUUUUAAAACUUUCAUCUUUAAUAUUAUUCUAUUAUAUAUGAGUAAAACUGUAAUGGUAACUUAUAUGGCUCUAUCUAACACACAAAGGAGAUGCGCAUGCUGGUUUUGCUUCUUCUAUUUGAUCGGUUCCCUUUGUAUGAAUAAAGUCUAAAUAUUUUGAAAUUGUGCA
Molecule: messenger RNA, 3674 nt
Organism: Varanus komodoensis (Komodo dragon)
Lineage: Eukaryota; Metazoa; Chordata; Lepidosauria; Squamata; Varanidae
Gene: DNAJC12
Product: DnaJ heat shock protein family (Hsp40) member C12
Exons: 5
Coding region: 181-759 (192 amino acids)
Cellular component (GO): cytoplasm
Source: RefSeq, a predicted model, not a curated record